This is a messenger RNA of Medioppia subpectinata, 2372 nucleotides long. NCBI's taxonomy places the organism in Eukaryota, Metazoa, Arthropoda, Arachnida, Sarcoptiformes, Oppiidae. The record is from the annotation of a GenBank genome assembly.
AUGUUAAGUCGUUUUAAAAGCGCUUUAAAUAAUGUGAUCAACAAUUUAGAGCCAAACAGUGGCCUAACGAACGGCUCGACCGCCGGCGCCGGCGAUGGACAGCACUCUCAUCAGCACACGAGCGGGUCGUCGGCCGCCGCCGCCGGACAACACAAUCUCAAGUUCCGAUACACGCGACCGGAGUUUCUGUUACUCCAGACCGACGAUGAGAUACAAGUGUCGGCCGACCAUAUCAUGCGGCCAAUUAUAGUCCCGCGAGAUAUCACUAAACUUCCCUUCAAUUCCGGUUACGCAGAAACCAUAAAUGCGGGCAAAAGUGUCCGCAACGAAGACCACGCGUGUGUUUAUCGGUCGACACUUCGGGCCGUCAUAUCGGAUGAGAGCAUAACGAAUAAAGUGUCAGAUAUGAUGCCUACAGUUCCCGGACAUCCGCACCAAAUACCCGUCGGCGCCAAAAAAGUCUUACCCCCGAAAGCUUCCGAACCAACCAAUGAGAGCACUGAUAGUAGUGUUAAUUCUGAUACGAAAAGUGAUAAAACAAAUGACGUUAAAGAAGUGAUGAACGGCACGGGAGGUGAUGGUCAGCAACAGACGUCAAUCCAAACCAAAGACACCCCCUUUACUGAUCCGCUCCAAACGCCACUGCCUUUAAACGCGUCCACAAACGGACCCAAUUUGGAUGACUUGCUGUCACCGACGACUCCCAUUCCGCUCGCUGUGCGUCUGUCAGAGGCGGCCAACGAGACCGUAGAGUCCGCGUACAACACACCCCUCACAUCACCGCAAAAAUCUAAUUUCAAAUCUAUUAGAGAAGAGUCACUUCCGUGGCUAUACUUCGCUGUGUUUGACGGACACGCGGGCUCCGGCGUUGCGGUCGCCGUCUCUAAUACAUUGCAUAAGAUAAUUGAAGACAAAUUGCAAUCAAUCGCUGAUCUCUUAAUCCGAUUCGGUCUCAAAGACGAGUGCAGUAGUAAUGAAGAGUCGAAUACUGGAAGCGAUUCGGAGUCGAAACGAUUGAAUGGAAGUGUUGUCAUAAAUCAAGACAACCAUUUAGACAAAGAGAAUAUUGCAUUACUAUUCCAUCCAUCGACUGAUAAGAUGAUUACUGUCGACAAUCUAAUAACUGGUGCUCUGGAGUCGGCCUUUUGGCAAAUGGAUUCUCUCAUUGCAAAAGACAAAAGGGUUUAUCGUAUGUCUGGCGGCUGUACCGCUUGUAUCGGUAUUUUCAUAUUAGGCAAACUAUAUGUGGCCAACGCCGGCGACAGCAGAGCCAUUAUAUGUAAAGGCGAUGAAGUGAUUCCCAUGUCAUUCGACUUCACACCCGAAUCAGAAAGAGAGCGAAUCAAGUAUUUGGGUCUUUUAAAGCCAGAACUUUUGGGAAACGAUUUCACGCAUUUAGAGUUUGUCCGAAGGCCUGCGCGAAGGGAUUUGGGCAAAAAAUUGCUAUAUAGAGACGCCUUUAUGACCGGAUGGUCUUAUAAAACCGUUACUAUCGAUGACUUGAAGUUCCCUCUCAUUUAUGGUGAAGGAAAGCGAAGCCGAGUGUUGGCCACAAUAGGAGUGACGCGUGGCUUCGGUGAUCACGAAUUAAAAGCUCAAAACAGUGACGUCGAUAUCAAACCAUUCCUGACGGCACAGCCGGAGGUUCGCAUUUAUGACGUGGAGAACGACGAGAGUAUUACCGACGCAGACGUUCUGGUGAUCGGAACGGACGGCUUGUGGGACAUCACGACCAAUGAGGCCGCGGCCGAAGUCGUACAAAAGUCGUUGGAUGUGUUUCCGGCGAAUGACGUCCAGCGAUACAAAUACCGAUACAUAUCCGCCGCACAAGACUUAGUGAUGCAUUCCAGAGGAAAGUCACGCGAAAGGGGAAGGGGUUGGAAGACAGCGGACAACAAGACGGCCACCAUUGAUGACAUCACAGCUUUUGUCAUUCCAUUGAAACCAUACAAAGAGGAGUACAUUAAGUGGAAAUCGGCCCGAAAUCUGGUCACUGAUCAACAGGAAUGCAGUGAUCGGUAACUCCCGAUUAGCCGACCGUUGUUUCGCUUUACUAGAAACCCAUUAGAAAUCCAAAUAUUUAUUUCAACUCAAAGUUUGAUAUUGUAAUAGAUUUAUACAAAAAAGACAGCAAAAGUAACCAAAUUAUAAGGGUUUUCAUCGUGUGAUACAUUGUUUUUUCAAAGCUCUUCAUAUUUUAAGGCAGAAACAACACUACAUUUAUUCGCAUUGUUUUUCAAAAAGCAUUAUAUUUUUUUCCGUGCAAAUCGUUUGAUACAAAAACUAAAUAGCAAUCAAAUAAUAAUAUACCGGUAUUUUGUGAACCAAAACAAUCAAAUCUACUCUACUUUGUUGUAAAAACGGAAUAUUCU